Molecule: messenger RNA, 2667 nt
Organism: Culex pipiens pallens (northern house mosquito)
Lineage: Eukaryota; Metazoa; Arthropoda; Insecta; Diptera; Culicidae
Exons: 4
Coding region: 1-2667 (888 amino acids)
Molecular function (GO): zinc ion binding; nucleic acid binding
Source: RefSeq, a predicted model, not a curated record
AUGUACGAAGGAGCGCUCACAGCAUCCGCCGACGACUUCUGCUCUUCACCAUGGGGCUGGCUGCCAUCGAGACACACUCCAGUACAGGGCACAAGCGGCCGGCUGCACACGGAACCGGAAAGCGAAGAAGAAGUUGAGGAGAAGAAACCCGUCGUCGAAGUGCUAGUGCCGUCCCCAGUAAAACCGCUGACGCCGAAGAAGCUGUGGGAGAAAAAGAAGGCAAGGCGCUUUCGAAGAAGCGAAGUUUGCGCCCAACCAGGUGCCCAAGCAGGCGCCCAACCACGGGAGGCCGACGUGGCCCCGCCGCAGCUGAGAGUCCAUCAGCGCAACGUGGAGAAAUACUACGGUGAGUGUCACGAAAUUCACGACAAGAUUUUGGACCUGGUGGAGACAGAUGAGGUGUCCAAACAGCAGGAGGAAAAGUGGUUGGAGUUCGAGCAGCUCUACAACCGAACGCUGGUCGCGUUGGAAAUGCUGCUGACCGCGCAUGAAAGACCUGCCCAGGUUGUGCUUCCGGCUGUCCAAGCCGCACAACAGGUCAUUAUCCACCAGCAAGCGUUGCGUGCUCCACUCCCAACGUUCGACGGACGUUACGAGAACUGGUCAAAGUUCAAGGCCAUGUUCCAGGACUUGAUGCGCAAUUCGUCCGAUUCCGAUGCCGUCAAGCUGUACCACCUGGACAAGGCGCUCGUUGGUGAAGCGGAAGGGAAGAUCGACCUACGAACCAUCCAGGAUAAUAACUACCGGGGAGCGUGGAAGGAACUGGAGGAGCAGUACGAGAACACGCGGCUGAUCAUCGAUCUCCACAUCCAAGGCAUCUUGCAGCUGAAAAAGAUGGACAAGCGGUCAUCGACGGAGUUGCGAGAUGUCGUCGAGCGGUGUUCCAGGCACGUCGAAGGUCUACGCUUCCACAAGCAAGAGCUGUUGGGAGUGUCGGAGCUCAUCGUGGUCAACAUCCUCGCAGCUGCCCUGGACCGCGAGACACGAGAGCUCUGGGAAGCGACGAUUGAGAAGGGUGAGCUACCGACAUAUCAAGCGACCGUUGACUUCUUGAGGAAGCGAUGCCACAUUCUCGAGCGAUGUGAGCUGUCCGACCCAGAGGCAUCUGCUGUCAAGCCGACAGUCUCUAAGAUGCCAUCUGCCACGAAACCUUCGGUGAAUGUGUUCACUGCGGCCACGACCACAAGCGAGGUGGUGUGCGAGCUUUGCGGUGGCAACCAUCCGAAUUACAAGUGCAGUGCCUUCUGUAGCAUGUCAGUCCCACAGAGGCUGGAGAAGGUGAGAGAGGCACGAGCCUGCUACAACUGCCUGAGAACCGGCCAUCUGGUCAGGAAGUGUCCCUCCGAGAGGACGUGUAAGUGUGGAGAGAGGCAUCACAACCUACUCCACAAGGACUCACCGAAAGAACAAGCAUCGCCGAAGUCUGAGGCUGCGCCCAAGCCUCCACCAGCCACUGAACAAGCGGCCAAUGGUUCCAGCAACGAGAACGCCGACGCCAGCGAGGAGCAGACGACGUCGUGCUGUAACAGCGGGCUGCUGCAAACCUCCCGACCUGUGCUGUUGCAGACAGCAGUCGUUAACGUGGUGGACAAGCAGGGUCGACUGCACCCGUGUCGCGCACUCCUGGAUUCCGGAUCGCAAGCCCACAUCCUGUCAGCGGCGAUGGCACGUAAGCUCGAGCUACCGCUGACGAAGUGCAACGUGAUGCUGAUUGGAGCAAAUGCCGUCAAGACACCGGCGAGGAGCAGCGUCAUCCUGCACCUCUCUUCAAGAUACACCAACUUCCGGGAUAGGAUUUCCUGUCUCAUCUCGGAGAAGCCAACCGGGAUUAUUCCAUCCGUGAGAAUUGACACGUCUGGAUGGAAAAUUCCAAGUGGCGUUCGCCUCGCAGAUCCGCAGUUCUUCGAACCCAACGACAUUGACCUGGUGAUUGCGUCCAACUACGUGUGGGAUCUGCUGAGGUCGGACAAGGUGAAGCUGCUCAACGGCGCCGUCACGCUCCGAGAGACAGAUCUGGGUUGGAUAGUCACGGGCACCUAUGACCCGCUCGACCAGGUGAGUCUUCCUAUCGUCCAUUCCAAUAAUGUGCGCCUGGAUAUCCUGGAAGAUGCCGUAGAAGAAUUAGUAUCAGUUGAAGAGCUGACAGACUCAACACCCCCCUCCGCCGAGAAUUUCGACAAGCUUGUCUCACCAACCCACCGCAGCGACGAGAGCAGCCGCUGCGUUGUUCAACUUCCGUUCAGAAAUACCGUCGACGACCAGUCCCAAGCCUUGAGAAGAUUCACCCAGCUUGAACGCAGUCGUUCCGAUCCACCUGGCUCGAAAUCACAGUACUCUGUCAUCACCGACAACACCGCCUGGGCAGACCCACUGCCAGAAGGGAUGAUGAUGGAGUGGCUCGAAUGCCCGAGAUCGUUGGACGAGCUCAAUGACAUCACCACCCCGCUCCGUGGUGUUGAGCCGGACGCCGUACGUAGCGAAGACAAGCUUCCACCAAAAACCGUUGAGCUGAUCGACGAUCCUGCACCGUCCUGCGGCGGCUUAAAGCUGGCCAUCGUCGAAAUACCAUCCGGGGAGCGAACCAGUUACUCCGGUUCAUUUGUGACGAAGACUUGCGUUUUGAAGGAGUUUCAGCUUCGCAGCCGGGCGGGAGAAUUACAGAUGUAA